GGAUUGUGACGCGCAGCCGGGGAGGCCACCGGGCUGGCCGCGGGCGCAAGGCACCGGGGCAGGCUCUGGGCGGGCUCGGCGCGGCCGUUGCGGCGGUUGGAGAGCGUUGCUGCCCGCCGCCUGCAGCGGGAGGUGCGAGGAGAUGCUCACGUAGCGUGACAGAAGCUGUUGUACAUGCUUCAGCCCUGAACCACCUCCUCAGGUAUCCUGGCUCUGGAGACUGCUAUGGGAGAUUGGAUGACUGUUACAGAUCCAAGUCUGUGUACAGAAAGAAAGAAUCUCUCUCAAUAUACCUCAGAAACAAAGAUGUCUCCAUCAAGUUUAUACUCCCAGCAAGUGCUAUGCUCUUCAAUACCUUUAUCAAAAAAUGUACACAGUGUUUUCAGUGCCUUCUGCACAGAAGAGAACAUUGAACAAAGUAUUUCAUAUCUUGAUCAGGAACUGACUACCUUCGGUUUUCCUUCCUUAUAUGAAGAGUCCAAGAGUAAAGAGACGAAGAGAGAAUUAAAUAUAGUUGCUGUCUUAAACUGUAUGAAUGAGCUGCUUGUACUUCAGCGGAAGAACCUUCUGGCCCAGGAAAGCGUGGAGACGCAGAACCUGAAGCUAGGCAGUGACAUGGACCACCUGCAGAGCUGCUACACCAAACUUAAGGAACAACUGGAGGCCUCAAGGCGAGAGAUGAUUGGACUUCAGGAGAGAGACAGGCAGCUACAGUGCAAAAACAGGAAUUUGCAUCAGCUCCUAAAGAAUGAAAAAGAUGAGGUACAAAAAUUACAAAAUAUCAUAGCCAGUCGGGCUACUCAGUAUAAUCAUGAUAUGAAGAGAAAAGAACGUGAAUACAAUAAACUAAAGGAGCGUCUGCACCAGCUUGUUAUGAACAAGAAGGAUAAGAGAAUAGCCAUGGACGUUUUAAAUUAUGUGGGUCGAGCUGAUGGAAAACGAGGCUCGUGGAGGACUGAUAAAACAGAAGCCAGGAAUGAAGAGGAAAUGUACAAAGUUCUGCUGAGUGACUAUGAGUGCCGCCAGAAGCAGAUCCUAACGGAGAACGCCGAGCUGAAGAAGGUCCUGCAGCAGAUGAAGAAGGAGAUGAUUUCUCUUCUCUCUCCCCAGAAGAAGAAACCCAGGGAAAGAGCAGAGGACGGCGCAGGCACUGCUGUUAUCUCUGAUAUUGAAGAUGAUGCUGGAGAGCUGAGCAGAGAGAGCGUGUGGGGCCUCUCCUGUGACACUGUGAGAGAACAACUUACAAACAGCAUCAGGAAGCAGUGGAGGAUCUUGAAAAGUCACGUGGAAGCCCUUGAUAACCAAGUUUCAAAGGUCCACUUAGAAGGCCUCAGUGAUGAGGAUGUCAUCUCACGACAAGACCAUGAACAAGAGACUGAAAAACUGGAGUUGGAGAUCCAGCAGUGUAAAGAAAUGAUCCGAGCGCAGCAGCAACUCUUGCAGCAGCAGCUGGCCACCACGUGUGACGAUGACACCACCUCACUGCUGCGAGACUGUUACUUGCUGGAAGAAAAGGAACGCCUUCAAGAGGAGUGGUCCCUUUUUAAAGAGCAAAAGAAGAAUUUUGAGAGAGAAAGACGAAGCUUUACAGAAGCUGCCAUCCGCUUGGGGCUGGAGAGAAAGGCAUUCGAAGAAGAAAGAGCCAGCUGGUUAAAGCAGCAGUUUUUAAACAUGACGGCCUUUGACCACCAGAACUCAGAAAAUGUGAAACUUUUCAGUGCCUUCUCAGGAAGUUCUGAUCCAGACAAUCUCAUAGCGCACUCGCGACCGCGGCAAAAGAAGCCACACAGUGUGGCUAACGGGGCACCAACUUCCACAUCAAAGCUGACGAAGUCUCUUCCUGCUUCACCUUCUACUUCAGACAUUUGCCAGACACGCCCCUGUGUGUCUGAACACAGGAGUUCACCCAAUGUGCUGACUCUAACUCCUGAGGAAACCAAGCCACAUGAGGUUGGAAGAGAAUGUGCGACUCAGAAGUGGAGUGUGGUGUCGAGACCCGGCUCGCGGGAAGGCUGCUACGGUGGCUGCUCUUCCACCUACACCAAUUCUCACCUGGAAAGAGACGACUUACCUUAGAUGCAGAGACUGCGGUGUUCUCACUCAAAUGUGCAUCCGAGGUCACAUCUGAGUUAAACAGGGUGUAUCAUAAAGUCGGUCAUCUAAUUUAAGAUGGUCUGGGUUGUUUGUCCGGACUUCCCGUCUUCCCCAAAGAGCUGCAGUGUAAGCUAUUGAAAAGGAUGCAAAAGCUUUGGGUGUGUGUUAGUGACAGAAGCAGCUGGCUCUGUGACUAGAGGGAUGUGUGGUGUUUGGAUGGGACAGAGGCACGGGUGGGCUUCCUCCUCCAGGUAUUGAAAAUAGCACUUUUAGGGGACUGAUUAUUGUAAACAUUAAAUUUUUGUCCCAGUAUGGUUGGCAUUGGAAGUUUAGCCUUUACUUGAAUGUAUACUGUAGAUUUUUAACAAAGCAAGUUCUAUAUUUAUUAUGUUUAGUGUGAUUUUGGGAUUACCUCUUUCAUAUGUUUUACAUAAAGUGAAAUUUAUGUAUGUUCUGUACAUAGAGAUAUACAUGAUUAUGUUGAGAGGCUUUAAGGUUUAAAAAUUUCACACAGUGCUUGAGUGUAGUAUUUCAUGCCAAUAAAAUGUUUUCAGUGGCAUUGUGUUUACAGAUGCGUUAGGACAACUGCCACAUGACAUUUAAGAUUUUAUUUUAAGCCAUCUGGGCAAUAGAAACUCAAAGCCACUCCAUGAAAGCUAAGUUGAGAUAACUAGAACUACUAACAUUACAUUUUUGAGAUUUUUAAAGCAUUAUAUUUUAUUUUAUAUAUGUGAAUGUUAUAAUUUCUAAGAGGAAUAUUGAUUAUGGAGUAAUGGGGGAAAGACAAAAAGAGUAUCUUUGAAUAACAAUAUAAGAGCAUUGGUUUAAGAUAUUUGGAUGAUAAAGGAUAUUUAAGAUAGCUGGAUGGUGAUAUUUUCCUUACCAAAUGGGUACCAGUAUAGUAAUAGCUGUACCAGCCAGGGCUUUAUAUCAUUGCCAAUAAUUUUGUAAUUAAAAAAUUUUCAACUAGAUACUACUACUAAAGAAAUAAGACAAUGUGAAACAUUGACUUUUAUAAUUGAGAUAUGACAUUCUGGACACUCUUGUGUCAUUUCGUUUUCAGAACAAUCUUAGGCUCUUUUGUCUCCAAUGUUUCUGCUGCAUGUUUCUUCAUGAGAAGUAUGUUCCUAUUGAUAGUAAUGACAAUAAUAAUAAUUGUAGAGGAGGCCCAGGCUUCUCUUGGAUGGAUUUUCAUCCAAAAGCUUUUAAGUGCCUCCCUGCUUGUUUGUCUCUGCACACAGAAGCCUACACAAGUCCUUGCUCCACAAUGCAGCUUAGGCUCGUCUGCCUUUCCCUCUCCUUGCCCCUGUUGUGGCUGUUGCAUUAAAUUCAUCAUGCUACCAAAAGAAAACUUGUGUCGUUCAUUGACGGCGUGACUGUGGGGUCAUGCAGCAGCGGCCAUUUGUCUGGCUGGCGCUGGUAAGACGCAGGACCUGAUGAGGCAUUGCUGUGAAGUAAGCGUCCUCUUGGUAGCAGCCGUGCCCGUAGUUCCAGGAGCUGGCUUGUGAGGGUGAGUCGCACAGUCACUUCUUUACUCUUUAAAGUCACUGCUAUAGUCCAGAGCAGCCAGCCAGCUGGGAUAAUUACCUUGCUGCUGCAGAAAGGCAAUCAAAGUGUGGAAGUAGUUACUGGUUAUUUCUGCCCCACAGGGGUCUGUCUCCAUGACAGCCUUUGUAGGCUACAACCCGUGCUGCUUUUCAUCAUAACUGUGCUGUAUUCCAUAGGAGGGUUCUCUGGAAAGGAACACCUGAUUUUUUGGCGGGGGUGGUGUCCAGGCUGAAUUGUCAGACUGGAAAGAAUUCCUUGAGACGUUAGGGUGCGAAGGAAACCAUAGAAGCCAGAUCCCCUUGCUAUCUGCCAAAAGCUGUGUAUCUUCCUAGCUCUCUUGUCUUGCUGCCCAUUCCAAUUCUAAAAUGAUCCCCAAUCACCCAGACUUCCCAGAGGGUUGGGUGGUACUGUGUUGCAAAGCACGAAUUGAUGGGAUUCUGCCUCUCUAGUGCAGGCAUUUGCUGUAUGCAAGAAACACAGCCAUGCUGGUGUCAUGGCUCAAUCGAUACUGUCAGUGUCUCUGCUCAGAAGCCUCCUGGUAAUCUUCCUGCUUUCUUGUUUAUCAACAUGGAAAUCUAAAACUUUGUAACUCGAGUUGGUUUUUACAUACUUGACAAACCCACUUUGAAUUUUCAAAACUUAAGAAUGGCCCUGAAAACUUGAUAGUUUCCUACUCUUAAGUAACUGUUAGUUAAAAUAAUUAGAAACUUAAUAGAAAAAUCAGUAACAGGAGGAAACCAUGGCUAAGAUUCAAUAAAGGAGUAUUUUCUUACAGAAGCAAAUAUUAAAUGACUCUGGUUUACAGGACUAUCCACAGCAAGUUGUUUGCCUCAUUCAUUAUAUAAAUGAAAUGCAGGAUGUUGUUUGGUUCCUAUCCUAGCUAAGUAGGAUUGUCCAAAACUUUGUGAUCACCUGAUUUUUGUGGGGAACAUGUUCUAUGCUGCAUGUUGAGGAGAGUGCCUGAAAUCCAAUUUUAACCUCCCUUGUAGGAGGUCCAUCUGGAAGGCCUCGGGACCCCAGGGGUGGCCUCUGAAGUGGGAGUUUGGAGCACUGUAGGUUAGCAGCCCUCUGAUUACCUGCUGUAAACGUUCUUAGAAUGACAUACACCGAUGUAGAGCAUGCUCUUGGGUUGAAUCUUGGUUCUUUAGUAAGUACCCUUUGCCCUAUGUUCGUGUUUUGUCUUCCCCUCAGUAAACAGGGGCAGAGGACCUGCUGUUAUGUUGGGUUUUGUCAUGUAGACCCCGAGGAUCAGAGGGGGGUAUACUCACCCCGCCACUGUCACUGAGAAUCCCUGAGUUGAAUGCCAGCUGCAAAACUACAUCGUUCGUCACACAUCUGGGCUGUUCCAGGUCCGCUCGUCCAUUUCAUAACAGCAGCAGUCCUGCUGGCCUUUCCUGUGGGGUACACUAUUGAAUUCAUGCAUUCGUUUGCAGGGCUUGUUUUUCACGAGUGUUGAUAUGCAAAGCAGCUAAGACUUCAUCCCCACUGGGGGAAAUGGAUCACCAUCCCACAGAAACCAAGCAGAGAUGAGAGCCCGUGGUGAGAUCAUGACGUGGGUGAUUUCAGUCUUUUUUCCUAAAGUGAGUGUUUGGUGAUUUUGUUUUUUUUCUCCUGGGAGCUGAAUGUAAAUUAGAAUGGAAUGGACUAUUGAUUAAAUGAUUUGAUCUAAAACCA
This is a messenger RNA of Mesocricetus auratus (golden hamster), 5316 nucleotides long. RefSeq names its product SSX family member 2 interacting protein (gene Ssx2ip). The record is from RefSeq and is a predicted model, not a curated record. Bases 226 to 2076 code for a protein of 616 amino acids. The transcript is spliced from 14 exons. Lineage: Eukaryota; Metazoa; Chordata; Mammalia; Rodentia; Cricetidae.